Sitodiplosis mosellana (orange wheat blossom midge) is the source of this 4323-nucleotide messenger RNA. RefSeq names its product kinesin-associated protein 3 (gene Kap3). Gene Ontology annotation, cellular component: kinesin II complex; axoneme; ciliary transition zone. Gene Ontology annotation, molecular function: kinesin binding. Gene Ontology annotation, biological process: cilium organization; microtubule-based movement. The transcript has 10 exons. The coding region runs from base 886 to 3783 and encodes 965 amino acids. Lineage: Eukaryota; Metazoa; Arthropoda; Insecta; Diptera; Cecidomyiidae. The record is from RefSeq and is a predicted model, not a curated record.
UUUUUUUACACAAAAUUGGCGGAAGAUUAUUUCAAAUAUUCAAUUAUGUAUGUGUGUACCAUUUGUUAUACCGAAAAUGACUUGGUGAUGUGUUUGCACGAAUGAUCACAACGAUAAACAUGCGUAUUUACUUUGGUAUGAAUUACGCAUCUCGCUGCAGACAAUGUUGCCAUAUUCAUUCAUGUUGGAAGACAUUGUCAGUUGAACGUUUUGUAAUAAAUGAAAUUUUUUCGUCUUUUUCAAAAUAGUUCUGAAGACAAUUUAAUAUUGACAUCAAUAUACUAAAUUAGAAAAUCUGAUAACAUAGAAAUAAGGUAUUUCAUUGAAAGUUUCCAUUCAACAACUAAUAUUGCUUUAUCUUCUGAAGUGAUUCAACUUUGGUUGGAAUAUGGCAACACUUAAAACGAUACCGCAUCCAUACGCACUCGUUUUUGACGGUGAUGUUUCAGACAGAGAAUAAGAGUGGUUGUUUAGCAUUUAAUAAAAGUGACAUUGAAUUUGCGUUCAGCUCAUGUCAUCCAAUGUCAACGACAUACAAAAUAUAUAAUUGGGUCAUAUAUGAACAUACUUUAAAAAGCCAAAAAGAAUCAACUACACACAACUGUGUGAGAAAUAGUGAAAUAAAAUUUUUUCGGCAACAAGCGAACAAAAAAAAAAAAAGAAUCCAUUGAAAAUGGUGUAGUUGUGUGUUUGUGUGUUCGAAAAGUUUUCGUUGUAGCAUUCCAAUUGUAUAUAUCCAAUACCUUCACUUUUAUUUUCAUUUCCAUUUUAUUUUCUACUCCUUCGUUUCUUUGCGUGCUGGAAGAAGCGGUCAAAUUUUUUCUUAUUUAUCAAUAAGUUUAUAAAUAAAUCAUUGAGUAUCGGAAUCGAUCGAAGCGGUCGUGUAUGUUUUCGGAGCUAUUUAACUUCGUUGCGGGCAUCACUUUGUUUUUAUUUGUAAUCCAUUACCUUUGUUAUAUCGUUCAAACGUUGUCGAUAAAUCCGAGUGCCGAACAAAAGCCAACAAAUAGCAGUGAUUGCGUCGCAACCGAUAAACAACGUGAAAAUUGUCUUCAAAAAUCGACACGGUCUGUUGCAAUGCAGUCAGAAGAUGCAAAAUAUAUCAAAAAACGUUUGAAAGGAGGCAGCAUUGAACCACAUCCCACCGAAAAUGCCCUAAUCAUCAACUAUACGCUGGAAGCGACUGUGUUCAAUGAGCCUGGUGAUGCGAUGUUAGAAAAAUCAAAGAAUUGUCAACGCAUUUUACGGUUGCCAGCACAAAUCUCGCGUGUCGAUCCAACUGCUCUUGCCAAAGAAGUCGUGGAAAAAUGUGACAUCAUCCAUAAAUCGCAAUUAGCUGAAGUUCAACAAAUCAUUUACUAUUUACAAAAACGUAGCGAAAGCGACGGUUUCGACGCUAUGAGCAGAAGUGCUGGUUCAUUAAAGCAGUCACGCCUUAAAUCGGCGUACGGCUCAGCUCACUCGAUAAAAGACGCCUCGUCCGCUGAACCAGAGAAAGCAUCCAUUCGAAAGAUUGACGAAUAUGUUGAUUUACUGUACGAAGACUUGCCCGAACGCAUUCGAGGCUCAGGGUUUAUUUUGCAACUCGCACGCCAUCCGGAUGUCCUUGAGGAACUUCAGAAAAAUGAGGCAGUUUUGAGCGCAUUGUCUCGAGUUUUACGUGAGGAUUGGCGAAAAAGCUUAGACUUGUCCACAAACAUCAUUUUCACCUUCUUCUGUUUUUCCACUUAUUCUCAAUUUCACAACGUCAUCACGCAAUACAAAAUUGGGUCAUUGUGUAUGGACGUGGUUGACAGUGAAUUGAAACGAUAUGACACGAUGCAAUCGGAUUUGGAGAAUUUUAAGAAAUCGUUUGAUAAUUUGAAUGCAGCAGACAAAGACCAAAGCAAGAGUUUUGAUGAUUUGGAUACUCUCAUGAAUGAAGAAAAGCCAAAAGAGAUGGAACCGCCUCGAAGACGAAUUCCCGAGUUGAAACAGCGGCCAAAAUCGGGAAAUUGGUCGAAUCAAACGAUGAGUAUGACUUCUUCAUUGCUGCGAAGUCAUACGCUGAAUAAUAGUUACCAUGAUCGUCUAUCGUCGUCAAUGAUGAGUCCAACAAGUGAUACUCCGCCUAUAGAUGACAAUGCCCGCAAUGACCCAAAGCGAAACAAAGAAGAAUUUGAUCGGCGCAACAAACAGUUGCGUGUCUUUGCAAAGAAACAGGAACAAUUGAUACGUGUAGCAUUCUACUUGCUUUUGAAUAUCGCUGAGAAUACAUCGUACGAGGAGAAAAUGUGCAGAAAAAGUAUAAUUCGAAUGUUGGUCAAAACUUUAGAUCGACAAAGUGUUGAGUUGCUGGUGUUGGUCGUAACAUUCCUGAAGAAACUGUCGAUCAUUCGUGACAAUAAAGACGAGAUGAAUCGAUUGGAUAUCGUCAGUAAAUUUCCAAGGCUGCUACAAAGUUCCGACACAGAGUUGCUACAAGUCACACUUCGGCUCAUUUUCAACCUUUCCUUUGAUGCCUCGCUACGAUCGCAAAUGAUUCGAAUUGGCCUGUUGCCAAAAAUGGUAACGUUUUUGAGCGACGAAAAACAUCAUGAAAUUGUCACGAAAAUUUUGUACCACAUGAGCAUGGAUGAUAAAGUUAAAUCGAUGUUUACAUACACGGAGGCUGUGCCCUUGGCCAUCGAUAUGCUACUGUUGAAUUUAAGCCCAAAAGUUGACAUGGAUCUCAUUGCUCUGUGCAUUAAUUUGGCAUUGAAUAAACGAAACGCCACACUCAUGGUUGAAAACAACCGCUUGCACACAGUGAUGUCGCGCGCAUUCAAGUAUCAAGACUCACUUCUGAUGAAACUGGUGCGAAACAUCUCACAGCAUGAAAGCCUUCGCAGUCAUUUUGUGGAUUUCGUGGGUGAUUUAGCCCAAAUGCUGACAAUAUGCAAUGAGCAGAAGUUUACGAUCGAGUGCUUGGGAAUUUUGGGCAAUUUAUCAUUGCCUGAUUUGGAUUAUUCAGCUAUAAUUUCGAAUUUUGAGCUCAUUCCUUGGAUUAAAAAAGUGCUCGUGCCCAACAAUAAAACCGACGACCUUGUUAUGGACACCGUAGUAUUUUUGGGCACUUGUGCUUGUGAUGAAUUAUGCGCGAUGUUACUGUGCCGAUCUGAUAUCGUUUUGGCUUUGAUCGAACUCUUGAAGGCGAAACAAGAGGACGACGAAAUGGUACUUCAGAUUAUUUUCGUCUUUCAGCAAAUUCUUCGCAAUGAAAGCACACGAGAUUACAUGAUUAAAGAGACUCAAUCGCCUGCCUAUUUGAUUGAUCUGAUGCACGAUACCAAUCCGGAGAUUCGCAAAGUGUGCGAUUACUGUUUGGAUGUGAUUGCCGCCACAAACUCAGAAUGGGCAACUCGCAUUAAGCUGGAGAAAUUCCGUAAUUACAAUUCACAGUGGCUUGAGAUGGUGCAGCAGCACCAAGAAGAAAGUGAUAUCGAUACAUUCUAUGACCCAAUGGAUGCCGAUGAUGACAACGAUCUGCCCGCCUAUUUGCCAGCCGAUUAUAUCUACCAAUCACAGCAGCGAGCGCAAUCUGACGAUGCCACUUCAACCAACAGUUCGGAAAUGCGUAAUUCAUCAGCCAAUCUGAAUAUGAAUAGUCGACCUGUUAGUCGAUACAGCCGAGAUUUCGAUGACUACGAUCCGAUGAAUGCGAGCACAAAGAGCCGUGAUGAAAUCGACAAACCCGAUAUGACCACAACAAAGAAUAUCCGAGCUGAUUCUGCUGAUGUGGAAAUCCUAACCGAAUUCGAAUAGACAUUUUUUUCUAGACUAACAUAAAAAUACUUACCGCGCAACUGAAAUUAGGAAAAGAAGUUACCUCCAAAAACCAUUUUCAUGUAGUAAUUUUUUCUAACGAAAAAUCCAGAAAAAUGCUUUGAAAAAGAUAGGCGUACGAUUUGCUUAUUUAGUGCAUUCCAACAUAUUGUUCAAUUGUACAACAGAGAAUUGUAUUUAUCAUUUAUUUUUGUUUCGCUAUUAAGUUGUUUUCCUUUUAAUUUAUCACAAGUUAUAAAACAUGCAAUAGACCUAAGGUUUUAACUAUGCUUUCAAAUGAAAAGACCGCGACGACGAUUUCAUUUCUAGUCUUUCACCACUGGUUAUUCUUUACUUUGUGUGAUAUUUUCAUAACAAUUUUUUUUCUUUUAUACAUGAAAAAUUCUGUUAUUUUAAGCUUAAGUGCAAUUUCAUUUGUUUGAUAAAAAAAACACAUUUUAUUUCUUUAAUAAUGAACAUUGUAUACAAGAUUUCGAAAAUUUUCGAAUAAAACGCUAUUCAAUUCUUAAACAUGAAAAA